Molecule: messenger RNA, 5251 nt
Organism: Mobula hypostoma (lesser devil ray)
Lineage: Eukaryota; Metazoa; Chordata; Chondrichthyes; Myliobatiformes; Myliobatidae
Gene: nup188
Product: nucleoporin 188
Exons: 45
Coding region: 13-5241 (1742 amino acids)
Biological process (GO): protein import into nucleus; RNA export from nucleus
Cellular component (GO): nuclear pore inner ring
Molecular function (GO): structural constituent of nuclear pore
Source: RefSeq, a predicted model, not a curated record
GAGGGGUCUGUAAUGGCGGCAGCGGCGGGACUGUGUAUGAGGAGCAGUCGCGAGCUAUGGACGAUAUUAGUGGGAAGGUCAGCGCUAAGAGAUUCUGCUCAGAUUGAAGCUGAAUUGGAUCAGCAUUGUGAUCGGUUACUGGCUGGACUUUCUUUUUACAAGCCUCCCAGUGUAUCUUCUGCUGAUAAACUAAAGGCUGAUAAGGAAGUGGUGGCUUCAUUGAAGGAACUUGGAUUACGGAUCAGCAAAUUCUUGAGUUUGGAUGAGCAGCAGAGCGUUCAAAUAUUACAGUCAUAUCUUCAAGAGGAUUACAGGGGCACAAAGGAUUCAAUAAAGGUAGUUUUGCAGGAUGAGCGACAAAGCCAAACACUGCAGCUUAAGAUUGCAGAAUACUAUUAUGAAGAACGACUCUAUACACUACGCUGUGUUCUCUACCUACUCACAUAUUUUCAAGAUGAGCGACAUCCUUACAGGGCAGAAUACUCAAAAUGUGUGGACAAGCUGGAGAAGGAACUGGUUACGAAUUAUCGGAAGCAGUUUGAGGAAUUGUUCAGAACUGAAGCUCCAACUUGGGAAUCUCAUGGGAAUCUAAUGACUGAACGUCAGGUGUCUCGUUGGUUCCUGCAAUGCCUGAGGGAGCAAGCUCUUAUUUUAGAGAUUAUCUUCCUAUAUUACGCCUAUUUUGAAAUGGGACCAGAAGAUCUCUUGGCUUUUGCAAGAAUAUUUAAAGAGCAAGGAUUUGGAGCACGGCAAACAAACCGACACCUUGUCGAUGAAAGCAUGGAUGGACUAGUUGAUCGCAUUGGGUAUUUCAGUGCAUUGAUCCUAGUCGAGGCAAUGGACAUUGAUUUCCUACAUAAAUGUGCUCUUGAGGAUAGUGUAGACCGACAUCAGUUUGCUAAUGCUCGAGAGGUUUGCCAGGAGAUGGAUAAGCUGCUGUUGACGUUGGGGGACAUCCCACACCAUGCUCCAGUGCUGCUGUCCUGGGCUCUUCUGCGUCAUACUUUGUGCCUGGAUGAAUCAAGUCAUGUAAUCAGGCGCUUAGGGAGCAUCGCUAUUCAACAGAAUGCCUUUCAGUGCAUGACAGAGAUGCUUAAGGCACUUGGCAGUGGAGGAAACAAUUGUACAGCAAGUACUGCACGAAUGUGCAUCUAUGGACUUCUCUCAUUUGUCUUAACAUCUUUUGAGGAAGAAACUUUGGGAGAUCAACAGCACUUGAUUAACCUAGCCUGUGAGGUGUUUGCAGCCCCAAGUCUGGCAGAACUUUUUUGGGAUACUGAACCCACAACUGGUCUUGCUGUCUUGUUGGACAACAAUUGUGGAAUGUUCCCACAGUCUAUGGCACCACUGCUGCAGCUGCUGUCGGCACUUAUAUCGGACAAAAGCACAGCUAAAAAGGUUUACAGCUUUUUGGACAAAAUGUCUUGUUAUACAGAAUUAUACAAGCUCAAACCAAAUGAUAUACUUUCACACGAGGAUGAAACCCAGUGGAGAAGGCAAGCACCAAAACUACUUUAUCCUCUUGGAUCUGGAAAGGCCAAUAUACGUAUGCCACAGGGUACCUAUGGAACUGUGAUGCCUACAGCUCAGGGUUACCUUGUGCGUUGGCAUUACUCGUACAGUGCCUGGACAAUUUUCACUUGUGAGAUUGAAAUGCUGCUCCAUGUAGUUUCUACAGCAGAUGUUCUCCUUCAUUGCCAAAAGGUCAAACCUAUCAUUGAUGUGGUACAUAAAAUCGUCAGCGUAGAUUGGUCCAUUACAGAUUGUCUGCUGCCGAUCACUUCACGUUUAUACAUGUUAAUUCAGAGGCUUAGUUCCGUUAUGAACCCUCCAAUGGAAGUGAUUGCUUCUUGCGUAAAUACCUUAACUGUUCUGGCCACACGGAUGCCAGCCAAGGUAUGGUCAGAUCUUCAGCACACAGGCUUCUUACCAUACUCUGUGACACAAAUCACUGGAAUUGUGCAAUCUAUGAGGGCUGAAGGGAUGCAAGCUGGUAGCUAUGGUAAUCUUCUGCUGAGUAUUGAGAGACCACAGGGUGAAUAUAGUGUCACAAGAGCAUUUCUGCAGCUGGUUAUAACACUGGUCAAGGGACAACUGGGAAGUACACAGAGUCUAGGUCUUAUGCCUUGUGUGGUCUUUGUCUUGAAAGAGUUGCUGCCGACCUACCAUAAAUGGCGUUAUAACGUCUAUGGCAUGCGAGAAGAAAUUGGUUGCCUGAUUCUUGAGCUUAUUUAUACCAUCUUGAAUCUGAACCCUGAAGAGGCAUCGCAAGGCAGUCCUCUCAGUCUUCAGACUCUGUGUAUCCAUUGUUUGGCAAACACAGAAGCAGGACAAGCCAUCGUAAAUAUUAUGGCUAUUGGGGUGGACACAAUUGAUACAGUAAUGGCAGCACAGCCCAACAGCAGCGGAUCUGAAGGAUCAGGUCAGACUCUCACUCAGACCGUGAAACUGGCAUUUUCUAUAACGAACAAUGUCAUCAAACUGAAGCCAUCAUCAGAAGUGAUCUCACCACUGGAACAGGCUCUGACUCAACAUGGUACCCAUGGUAAUAACUUAAUAGCAGUUUUGGCAAAAUAUAUUUACCAUAGGCAUGAUCCUGCAUUGCCACGUCUUGCCAUUCAGCUGCUGAAGAGACUUGCAAUGGUGGCUCCAAUGUCAGUUUAUGCUUGUCUUGGAAGUGAUGCUGCUGCAAUACGUGAUGCAUUUCUUAAUAGACUGCAGAGCAAGACAGAGGACAUGCGUAUUAAGGUGAUGAUCCUGGAGUUUUUGACUGUCGCAGUGGAAACCCAGCCAGGUUUGAUUGAACUCUUUCUCAAUCUGGAAGUGAAAGAUGGUGCAGUUGGAUCAAAGGAGUUUAUCUUGGGAGAAUGGAGCUGUCUGCAGGUAGUACUGGAAUUUAUUGACUCCAAGCAACAUGGAAAAUAUUGGUGUCCUCCUCUUAUCCAUCGUGCAGCCAUUGCUUUUCUGCAUGCCUUGUGGCAGGACCGCAGGGACAGUGCCAUGACUGUUUUACGAACCAAGGAUCGAUUUUGGGAAAAUUUGACAUCUGUGCUGUUUGGAGAGUUGCCAGCACCCUCUGACAUUACAGAGAAGAGUGUCCUCGAAACCUGUGCCUUCACUCUGAAGAUAAUCUGCCUGGAAAUAUACUAUGUUGUCAGAGGUUCUCUGGACCAGACUCUAAAGAACACAUUGAAAAUGUUCUUUGAUAAGAAACGAUAUGAAUAUUGGUCUGAAUAUAUCAAGUCUCUUGUCAUCUAUAUGACGGAAGCAGAUACUGAUGGAGCCUCAACAUUUCUCGAAUUCCAAAAGUUGAUCUCAGCAUGGAGAAUGUUUCUUGUUCUGGCUACCAGCUACGAGGAGGUGAUGCAUCUUUGUGAUUGUUCACUCCGGCUGCAAUUACUACAUGAUGUUCUUGAAACAACCAAAGUUUUGCUGACAGUUACCUCAUCUGCUUCAUGCCUGCGAAUGGGAUCAAUGCUCGCAACACUGCUUUUAAUCCUGCUGAAACAGUGGAAAAGCACAAUUGUUAAUUUAUCUAAAAUCCUGGACCCUUUGGAUCAAAUUCUAGAGAGCCUCUCACAGAGCAACCAGUACUUCAUGGAGAAGACAAAAGCAAAAAUAUAUUCUGCUAUCAUAAUUGCACUUCAGAUCAAGCAACUACGAGUUAGUGACUUCCCUCAGUAUUCUCAAAUGCUGCUAACUGUGUGUGAGACCAUACAUAAUGAAGCGAUUGUUCUACUGGACCAAACACAUCAUGCACUGACAACUGAUGCUGGCUUAUUUGAUGACAAAGAUAGUAUGGAAACAGAUUGUGCCCCACGAUUACAACACAAGGACCAGAAGGAUGGGGUAUGUGUGCUAGCUCUCUAUCUUGCAAAGGAACUCUGUGAAAUGGAUGAGAGUGGUGAUCAUUUAAUUUCCAUCACUCGGAAGGUUCCAUUUCUUCCUGCAAUGCUUAGCACCUUGGAGCUCAGUCUUCGAGUCAAACAGAAUUUACAUUUCGCAGAGGCGUCACUGCACUUGCUUUUAGGCCUGGCCAAGACUCAACAAGGAGCGGCUGCAGUGGGAGGAGCUGGAGUUCUUCAAAGCAUCUGUCUGCCACUUCUCAGUGUAUAUCAACUCAGUACCAAUGGCACCACUCAGACUUUGGGAUCUUCCCGAAAAUCUUUGGAUGCUCCCUCGUGGCCAGGUGUGUAUCGACUCACGAUGUCACUGAUGGAAAGACUUUUAAAAUCACUACGCUACAACUUCCUUACAGAAUCGUUAGACUUUGUUGGGGUCCAUCAAGAGCGGAUACUUCAGUGUUUGGAUGCAGUUCGAAAGGUGCAGAGCUUGGCUUGCCUCGAUGAAGUUGAUCACACAGUUGGGUUUCUUCUUCAACUUUCCAACUUCAUCAAAGAGUGGCGGUUUCAUCUGCCACAACUGCUUAGGGAUGUGCAGGUGAACCUGUGUUACUUGUGCCAGACAUGUACCUUUCUGCUUCAUAGUCCGAAAGUGCUUCAGCACUAUCUACAGGUGAAGAAUGGAGAUUCUCUUCCGCCUGCAAUUCUUCCUCGGCAGCCCAAACCAGCUCAGACGCCAACAAAGCAGCAAAACACAGAACGAGAUGAAGUGGAACAGCGUGCAAUGCUGAAAGUCCAAUCCAGUUUGCUCAGGAUUCUGAGUAAAACAUUAGCAGCUAUACGACACUUUACUCCUGAUCUGUGCCAGAUACUGCUAGACCAGUCCUUAGAUCUGGCUGAAUAUGAUAUGCUCUUCGUCCUGAGCUUUACUACUCCAGCAUUUGAUUCUGAUGUUGCUCCAUCAUUUGGAACUCUGCUUGCAACUGUGAAUGUGGUUCUAAACAUGCAGGGCGAGAUUGAUAAGAAGAAGGAACCCAUGUCACUAAAUAUGAUACCUCUAGCUUCAUCUGAAGAGACAAAAUCUUUAAAGGCGCUUUUGAGAUUCACAAUGGAAAACUGUUUCUAUGCAUUGAUUUCACAAGCGGUGAGGUAUCUGAAGGACCCAUCUGUUCAUGCACGGGACAAGCAGAGAAUGAAGCAGGAGCUGAGCUCAGAGCUGAGUACAGUUCUGUCUAGUAUUUCACGGUAUUCUCGACGUGGAGCACCUUCAUCCCCUGCUGCAGCCUUACUGCUGACUCCUCCGAACAAAUCAACCUGCUCCAUGUCCAAGUUGUGUCCUGAAAGUCAGGAACCCUUAAUACAGCUGGUCCAGGCCUUUGUUCGACAGAUCCAGAGAUAACAAGGAGCAA